AUGACACAAAACAAGACCUUUGUUUACAAGAAGAUCCCCACCGGUCUCCCCGUUGCCGGCGAGCAUCUCGUCACUGAGGACCGACCCAUCGAUAUCGACUCAGCUCCCGAGGGUGGUGUUGUCCUCGAGGUCCAGUAUGCCUCUUUCGACCCUUAUCUGCGCGGCAAGAUGCGCGACACCACUGUCAAGUCUUACGCUCCCGCUUUUGAGAUCAACGACCCCAUCAUCAACGGUACUCUAAGCAAGGUCAUCAAGUCCGACAACUCUGAGUAUGCCGAGGGUGACCUCGUCACUGCCUACCUCCCCAUCUCCGAGUACGUCCGUCUCGACAAGGAGACCAUCCCCAAGGUCAACCUCCGCAAGGUCCAGAACCCCCACAACCUCGAUCUCGGCCUCUUCCUCGGCCCUCUGGGUAUGCCUGGUCUCACCGCCUGGUCUGGUCUUCACGAGAUCGGUAAGCCUAGGAAGGGCGAGACCAUCUUCAUCAGCUCCGCCGCCGGUGCUGUUGGUCAGAUCGUUGGUCAGAUCGCCAAGCGCGAGGGUCUUACUGUUAUCGGUUCCGUCGGUGACGAUGCCAAGCUCGACUUUAUCACCAAGGAGCUCGGCUUCGACGCUGGUUUCAACUACAAGAAGGAGUCCCCCAAGGAUGCCCUUCCCCGUCUCGCCCCCAACGGUAUCGACAUUUACUUCGAGAACGUCGGUGGUGACCACCUCGAGGCUGCUCUCACCAGCUUGAACAACGGUGGUCGUAUCCCCGUCUGCGGUCUCAUCUCCGAGUAUAACACCCCCGCUGAGAAGCGUGAGGGUGUCAAGGGUCUCAUCAACCUCAUCGCCAAGCAGAUCAAGAUGGAGGGUUUCCUCGUCGCCCACCCCCAGUUCGGUCCCAAGUACUACAAGGAUCACCAGGAGAACCUCCAGAAGUGGCUCGGUGACGGUAGCGUCAAGGCCAAGCUCUUUAUCACUGAGGGUAUUGACAACGCUGCUGAAGGUUUCAUUGGUAUGCUCGAGGGCAAGAACUUUGGAAAGGCUGUCCUUAAGCUGCGAUAA
Messenger RNA from Fusarium venenatum, 1047 nucleotides. RefSeq lists its product as uncharacterized. The record is from RefSeq and is a predicted model, not a curated record. Gene Ontology annotation, molecular function: oxidoreductase activity, acting on the CH-CH group of donors, NAD or NADP as acceptor. Lineage: Eukaryota; Fungi; Ascomycota; Sordariomycetes; Hypocreales; Nectriaceae.